This is a messenger RNA of Microsporum canis CBS 113480, 1581 nucleotides long. Its product is annotated as cytochrome P450 3A8. The coding region runs from base 1 to 1581 and encodes 526 amino acids. The transcript is spliced from 2 exons. Lineage: Eukaryota; Fungi; Ascomycota; Eurotiomycetes; Onygenales; Arthrodermataceae. Gene Ontology annotation, molecular function: iron ion binding; heme binding; oxidoreductase activity, acting on paired donors, with incorporation or reduction of molecular oxygen. The record is from RefSeq and is a predicted model, not a curated record.
AUGAUUUUCCUACUCGUCCUCCCUGUCCUCGCCUUGUGCGCCUAUCGAUAUAUCAUCUACCCCUUAUACUUCUCGCCACUCGCCCGGAUCCCCAAGGCACACUUUACAUCCGCAUUUCUUCCCACAUGGCUCUGGUGGAUACGCAACUACCGCUGCCGCGAGGUAUCGACCAUCUAUGCCCUUCACAAGAAACUGGGGCCGAUCGUGCAGCUGGCCCCGAAUGAAGUCAGCGUCAACUCAGCCAACGGCCUCAAAGCCAUCUACCUUGGCGGAUUCCCCAAAGACAACUAUUAUGAGGACCUGUUCAUGAAUUAUGAACGCUACCCUAACCUGGCCAGCAUGCUGUCCUUCAAGGCUCACUCGGAGCAGAAGAGGAUGGUGUCCCGUGUCUAUUCGAAGUCUUUCAUCUUGGCCUCCGAGGACCUGAGAGUGGCCUCCGAACAGCUAAUCUGGGAGAGAUACUUGCCUAUGUUCGAGAAGAUUGCGUUGCCGUCCUCUUUCCCUGCGGAUAGUGAAGAAGAGAGAUUGAACCUUAGCCGGGACAAGACGCUGAACGUCUUCCCUCCCUUCCAGGCUUUGGGUAUGGAUUUCAUGACGGCAUACCUCUUCGGAAUUGAUGCCAGUACCGACUUUCUCCGUGAUACGCAGUAUCGUGACCGCUGGCUGAAGCUAUAUUCCGUGUUCAAGACCCAGCUUCCAAAGCAGAGAGCGUUUGGAGAGGUUGAAAGCCUCUGCCUGAAGAUGUGCGACAGGGUUGCGAGCCAGAUAUCUGGGAAGGAGAAGGCGGAAGCUGAGCCCAAGCCCGGCUCUACCAGGCCAGUGGUAUAUGGUCAACUCUCAAACGGGAUCCUCUCUCAGAUAAACCCCAACAACGAUGUCGAAAAGGCGGAUGCCAGGCUCAGAAUCGCCUCGGAAAUGAUGGAUCAUAUAGUUGCCGGCCACGAAACGACCGGGAUAACGCUGACUUAUAUCGUCUAUGAAAUGUCGCGCAACCCUUCACUGCAAAAAAAGCUGCGAGAAGAACUGCUCACCUUAUCCCCCCCCAUAUUCUAUAGGCGGGGCGGCACCUCGGAGACCACCAGCGGCGGAGAUGAAAAGGGCAGCCGGCUCCCUUCUUUCCAUGCUCUCGAUGAUCUCCCGUUGCUCAACGGAAUCGUCCAUGAAACCCUUCGUGUAUACCCAGCUGCACCAUUGCCGUUGCCUCGAAUCGCGCCAGCAGAUCGGCCAGUAGAGCUUGAGGGCUACCAGAUACCUGCCGGUACCCGAGUGAUGUCCUCUGCGUAUACCUUACACCGAACUCCGGACAUAUUCCCAGAACCGGAGCGCUGGAAGCCCCAAAGAUGGGUCGACGCAAGCAAGGUGGAACUCGAGAAGAUGAGAAGGCUUUUCUGGGCGUUUGGUAGCGGUGGAAGAAUGUGCCUAGGAAGCAACUUUGCACUUCAGGAUAUAAAACUCGCCAUUGCGGCGCUUUACACGAACUAUACUACCUUUAUCGCGGGCAACGAUAACAUGGAACAAACAGAGACAUUCAUAGCGCAGCCUGUUUCAGGGAAGCUGGUCAUUGGAGUUAAGCACAUCUAA